AUGGAAAUGAAUGCGUAUCCAGGGGAUGAAAAACUCCCCGUAAGCCCUCAAGUACAGACACCGCUGAGCUCAAAUCUAAAUAUCAGGACGAUGCCCAUUAUCCCAGCUAAUUUCUCAUCGUCGUUUUUCCUGUUUAGCAGCAUAGAUUCUUACGCAAGAUAUAAUGAUCAAGAUUAUAAAAAGUGUGAAUUAGACCCAGAAGGUAUGGGGAUUCCGUUGUUUCAAGUUCGUUUUCGAAGUUUCAAGAAGGAAUCUAUGUUGAUAGAGAAAUAUGUUUUAUUAGAUGCUAGCGAUUCUCCACCGAAAGCACCAUACAGGAUUAAGAAGCAGGAUGGAAACUUGAUUCUCUACAAAGUUGAAUACUGUAAAGUUUACCUGCGUUAUUAUAGUAACUAUUCUGCAUGGGAAGUUGUUUUUUUAGACCCACUUACUCGCUUGGGGAAAUAUGAAUUUUUGCAUAAUGUUGGAACUAAACUGAGCUUUUGUGGUACCGCAGAUGGAUUUGAUUUGUCCUGGAGGGCGAUUGACAGCUCAGUUUGGGGGGAACAUGAACUUUUCGCCAACUACGAUGAUAUUCAUCGACUAGUUACUUACGAUUCUUUGCCAGAUUCAGAACCAAGGGAUGAGAAUUGCAAGAAUAAACCGUUGUCCCCUCGGGGAAUAUACCUUAGAAAUUGGAAAAGUUCAAAGUUGAGGAACAGUUGUAAUAUUCUUUCCUUCCUGGAACCAGGAGAUGCUUCUGGUUUGGGCAUUCGUUCUGUACCACCGGUAACGGAAUUUCUAUCAAUACAUGGAAUACUGCUACAUUGCCGUAUCGUAGCCUUAAUACAAGAAGCGCAGUCUAGAGAGGCAGCUGAAAGAAGAAGAAGAGCAAUGAAUUCGUCGAUGAAUAUGUCAAUGGCUUCAGCUGGUGCUAUGGCUGGCUCGGGUUGUUGCUGUUGA
Molecule: messenger RNA, 942 nt
Organism: Zygosaccharomyces rouxii
Lineage: Eukaryota; Fungi; Ascomycota; Saccharomycetes; Saccharomycetales; Saccharomycetaceae
Exons: 1
Coding region: 1-942 (313 amino acids)
Source: RefSeq, a predicted model, not a curated record